Ruditapes philippinarum (Manila clam) is the source of this 1809-nucleotide messenger RNA. Its product is annotated as C-type lectin mannose-binding isoform-like. Gene Ontology annotation, biological process: biological process involved in interspecies interaction between organisms. The coding region runs from base 162 to 953 and encodes 263 amino acids. The transcript is spliced from 2 exons. Lineage: Eukaryota; Metazoa; Mollusca; Bivalvia; Venerida; Veneridae. Gene Ontology annotation, cellular component: external side of plasma membrane. The record is from RefSeq and is a predicted model, not a curated record. Gene Ontology annotation, molecular function: carbohydrate binding.
AAAACCUUACUGAAUGUAUCACCAGUCUUUGUUACUCCGGUAGGUAGUACACAGGUGAACACAAAUUGACAGUAGGACACACGAAAUACUGCACGUUCAAAUCGUUCAGGAAAACUGACAGACCCAUUAUUAUCUAAAGAAAUAGCAUUUCGAUAAAGAUAAUGAAUGUCCCGAUCGUAUAUACAUUUCUGUUUGCAAUGCUUGCAUUACGCGUUUCGAGUUUAGAUAAUUCAGGAAAAUACAAUAUAAGUGGACAGACCCUGUAUAACGUUGGCAAACACUACAACAUGUCAUUGGUAAGCAUUAUUGGUAAAGCUAUGAAGAACAUAGAAUCCGAUGUUCGGGAAGUAGCAGAAGAAAUGUGUCGCUUGCAUCGUUGUAGUGAAUGGACAAAUUGGUCUAACUGUGAUGUUAGAGCAGAUAAACAAAGACUUGUCGGUGUUCAAACCAGAUCACGGACAUGCGGAGAAAACACUACCAUGUGCGAGCGAUAUGGAUUAUCUAGAACAGUUCUGGAUUAUAAGGUAUGUGAAAGUGGAUUUGGAUGUCCUAAGGAAUAUAAGUUUACGACGAAUGGCUUCUGCUUAAGAUACUACACAAGUCCAAAGUCCUGGGAUAACGCUGAAGCCGUUUGUCGAUCUGAUGGUGGUCAUCUGGUGCGUGUUGAUUCAGAAUUGAAAGCCAAGGACAUAAACGAAACAGUCCUUGCACUUCCGCCAAGUAUCAGUUGGUUAUGGAUAGAUGGUCGACGAUCUGUUCAAGCAGGACCUUGGUCAUAUGGGUACAAAUCAACAGAUUCAAACUUUACUUACUGGGGUGACAAUGAUCCGGAUAAUGGGGCAACCGAACUCUGUAUGAUGUACCACAAAUCUGAAAAAACAAAAUUUCUUUGGCGUUGGUUUGACUAUCCAUGCAAUAACUCAUUCCAUUUUAUCUGCCAGAUUCUUGCAUAAUUAUCUUUUCAUAUUUGUUUGAAUUCAUAUACGGCUAGUGACUAAAUAAAACACAAAUAAUAUGGAAAUAAUUGAUUUAAUGAAUUUUGCUAUCAGAAUCUAAUGGUUGAAACAAACAUUUAAUCUCUACAAAAAGUAUGAAGGAAAAACUAUUUACAAUAACAAAACAAGCUAAGUGUAUAUAUUUUUUACAUUUUCUUGUAAUUCAAGAUGAAUCUUUAACUUCCUUAUAAGCAAACGUUGUCGUUUCAUUUAAGCUUUUUUUAAACAUCAUCGUUUAUAUAACCUCUAUAAGAUCUUAUCAUCAAUUUAAAAAAAAAUGUCUAUAAAAUUAAUUUCGCCGUAUUAGCCGUGUAUAUUACAAAACAGUAUCAUGAUAUUUAUUUAUCAGGGAGAGGAAAACAAACUAUAUAAGACAGUUAUAUUAUUAGUUAUAAAGAUCGUUGACAGGUUAUAUGGCCCUAUAUAAACGGCUAUUUGUAAAUAUAACCCGAGCCGUUAGGCGAGGGUUAUAUUUCAAACAGCCGUUUAUAUACGGCCAUAUAGCCUGUCAACAAUCUUUAUAACGAAUUUAUAAUACAGCAAGCAUCAUUUUUAGAGAAAAAAGGUAGAUUUCUUCAUGAAUCGACUGCAGCCGUGUAUAUAUAACUAUAUAAACGUCACGAUUAUCCAAUGAAAAAUGACGUUACAAACGUGCAGUAUUAUAAAAAUAUGAAUAUAGAUAUAGUUAUACAUGUAUACAGUUCUGUAGUGAAUCACCAUAAAUUUUCAGUAUGCAUAUACUACACGUUUAUCAAAACAAAUUAAAUGGAAAAUAUAUAUUCCUCUUACAAUGUUUUGUCUUGUUUUUUCUUGC